UUUACAUUAUGUAGGUAGGUAUGUACAUAAUGGAGAUUGAAGUAUUCAAGUACCUUACUAAAACACACCUUAAUUCCAUGGACACUUGGCAUGUGAAAGUUGCUUGCCGUUAUACUAUGUACCUAACUACCUACAUGCAACUUACAGCAAGCAGUUUAUAAUCGAAAGUUUUCAUGCAGCCAUGCAACCAUGCAGCCAUGCUACACCACACCCUCUCAUGAUCGAGACUAUAUCGAAUAGAGUGUCUUAGUCUCGAGUUUCUUCAUGUCUUAUUACAUAUUCUCCAUCGCUCCCCCCAUUCUCUUCAUCUGUGUUACCCUCCGCCGACACUCAUCCUGAUCCUUUUCUUUUCUUUUUUUCCCCUAUCAAGUUUUCUAGCUCAUCCUCAACGCUGACAUAUGCGCCAACACAAACAUCUGAGAUAUUUGGAUUGCCCUAAAUCGCAAUAACAAUGUGAUCCCGACAACUUUUUCAGCUUGUUAAUCGUCGCUUAAGUGAAGCGAACAAUUCCGCCAGACACAGUUUGCAGGACGUUUUCAAUGGCGGUCUUCAGUCCACUACAGUUCUUCAUCUUCCCAUUCCUCUUCUUCGUCGCCCUUCCGCUUGCCCUCUGCGCCGGCUUCACGACUAUCUUAGCAUUCAUGGUCUUAUUCUUACGCUUAUUCCUCGUAUAUUUCGACGUCGGUCUUGAGACCUUGCGCUAUGUGUUGGUAGGCCAUGCCGCACAUCCUCGAUCUAUGGCACACCGACGGACUCCUUCUGGUACCCAGCCACACUUGCUAGAAUCCUCCCCACCAUCUUCGCCCGAAGCGCGGCAUAGGCGCCGACGCAGCAAGAAACAAGGCAGCUUUAGUAGUGGCUCUGCCACGCCUAGUGGUGGCUUUGAUAGUCUUACCUUGACACCCACCGCCGGGCUCGAAAGGGACUUCGAGGGUGUGGGAGGAUGGAGAUUGGAUAGCGUGGAUGUCGAUGCAGAUGCCACGGACCAACAGUGGUACAGUCUUAACUCGCGGCUCGAACUCCCAGACCGCCGCCAUCAUACCAGAUCACACAGUGGAGGUGUUGUGUUGCCAGGAAAUAGCGGAUUAAACCUUUAUAUGAAGGGGGCGAAUACAUCGACGGCCUAUGGUUCAGAAGGACUAAGAAUAUAUACAUCGCCCAACAGCUCAAGAUCAAGAACACCAACAAGUAGCAGGCCACGUAGCUUUACCAAGGUCGACGAUAACGAAUAUUUCCCCAUAGUAGAAAAGAAGCAUGCUAAAAAUGGUCGGUGUUAAGAACAACGAGAAGGAUACAACACGUUUGGGAGUUGUUAACAAAAGGGGUUAUCUGAGAUAAUCGGUUUAUGUAAAGAUUGUCUUGCUGGACAAAAAGGGUUGGCGUUCUGUAAAAACUUUUACGUAUGGGUUCGUGGGGGGGGGGGGAAGAUUAGGAGUGCGGUCUCAAAAUCAGAAGUUAUGAACAACAGGGUUGAUCUGGAUUAUCUGGCAAAAAUGGGAUCUGGCGCUGGUUUGUAUCACAACUCAAAUAUGUU
This is a messenger RNA of Daldinia decipiens, 1534 nucleotides long. RefSeq lists its product as uncharacterized. The record is from RefSeq and is a predicted model, not a curated record. Lineage: Eukaryota; Fungi; Ascomycota; Sordariomycetes; Xylariales; Hypoxylaceae. The transcript has a single exon. The coding region runs from base 540 to 1277 and encodes 245 amino acids.